CGGUUUUACGCUCUCUGUUCUCGGCCGUAAAAUCGACGGAAAUUGAUUGAUAAUUAUAAACAAAAAUAACUGGUGCAAAGUGCAAUAAUUACUUGUGAUAUUAGAUCGUAGUUUAGUAAGAUGAAAGUUGAUUUGAUAAAAGACCUCGCUGUUAAUUUUGGCAACUAACGCACACCGAUGCAGAUGCCUUGUGAAAGCGGCGAAGAGGAGAAAGAUAGAAGAAAGAUUUAGCGUUUUUGGCUAGAUUUAAAAUUUGCUCACUAAACAAGAUGCUAAAUUUAGGCAAUGCCAAAGUUGCCGCUCUGGAGGAGGCCACCUCGCCACCCCCCUUUUCCAAGGACGAGAGCUUCCAGUUGUUAGAGCGCGGUGCCCCCUCCCCACCUUCUGUCCACCUGGAACCACCAUUCACCACCCCACUCGCUCCCUUUGACAUGGAGCUAAUGAAACGUCACAAUCUGCACGAGCGACUAACGGGAAAGGAAAGUUUAUGGGGUGGAAGAGGAUCGGGAUCUCAAAGAUUCGUGGACCAGGAGAGGAUAUCAGCAUCGCGUGAAUCACUCAGCACCGCAGACAAGAGAGCCAGAUUUGCAGAGAGCAACGCUUCUACGCUCCAACUGCCAGAUUCUGCCGAGCCCCGGGCCAAUGGCAAAAAGCCCACUGGGGACAGGACCAACCCAUCGAAUCCAGCCACACCCCUUCUGCCAAUGACUGAUCCGGAUUUAGUGAAGGGCAAUGCAAUCGGCGUCUACGAUGAUCGCGAGUGCAGCUGUCCCAGGGAAUUCUACCAGCGAGAUGAGAUCAAUACCUCGCUGUUCUUCGAGGAUUGCAUCCGAUCCAUUGACUUCGUCCUGGCCUACAGGAUCAAUCCGCACGAGCCCACGGAGGUGGACAACACGGAAAAACGCCGUGUUUUCGAAGCGAAUCUCAAUAGUCAGGGCUUGGAGGUAGAGGCCAGCCAAAAGGAUCAAAUAUGGUUUAUUAAGAUCCAUGCUCCUUUAGAGGUCCUGCGGCGAUAUGCGGAGAUUCUUAAGCUGCGUAUGCCCAUGAAGGAGUCGUUAUGCAAUUUGCGCAUAUAUGAAAGAUCGAAUCGCCUGCGAAAUGCGGCCCAUUACCUGUCCAAUAAGAUUCCAGGCAUGUCAGUGGUUAAUCGCUCAACCAAGAGUGUGUUUUCUAGUCUCAAAACUGUUUUCCAAUUCUUCCUGCGCAACAUCUACGUGGACGAGGAAAUUUUUCCCAAAAGAGCACAUCGAUUCACCGCCAUUUACAGUCGCGAUAAGGAAUAUCUCUUUGAUAUUCGCCAAGAUUGUUUCUUUACCACCGCCGUCCGUUCCCGCAUCGUAGAGUUCAUCCUUGAUCGCCAGCGAUUCCCUGCCAAGAACCAACAUGACAUGGCCUUUGGCAUUGAGCGACUAAUUGCCGAGGGCGUGUACACUGCUGCCUAUCCAUUGCAUGACGGAGAAAUAACAGAGACGGGUACCAUGAGGGCCCUGCUUUAUAAGCAUUGGGCAUCUGUCCCUAAAUGGUAUCGCUAUCAGCCCUUGGAUGACAUUAAGGAAUAUUUUGGUGUUAAAAUUGGUUUGUACUUUGCUUGGCUGGGCUACUACACAUACAUGUUGCUGCUGGCCUCGAUAGUGGGUGUAAUUUGUUUUCUAUACUCUUGGUUCUCUCUUAAGAACUAUGUGCCUGUGAAAGAUAUCUGCCAGGGUGCUAAUACAAAUAUAACAAUGUGUCCCCUCUGUGAUUGGUGCAACUUUUGGGACCUGAAAGAGACCUGCAACUAUGCCAAAGUAACGUACCUCAUUGACAAUCCCAGCACUGUGUUCUUCGCCGUCUUCAUGUCCUUUUGGGCUACCCUGUUCCUUGAGCUGUGGAAACGUUACUCCGCCGAGAUAACACAUCGCUGGGAUCUGACGGGAUUCGAUGUGCAUGAGGAGCAUCCGAGGCCGCAGUAUUUGGCUCGUUUGGAACACAUACCGCCAACAAGAGUGGAUUAUGUGACCAAUAUAAAAGAGCCAACGGUUCCUUUCUGGCGAAUGAAACUUCCAGCCACGGUUUUUAGUUUCUCCGUGGUGCUGCUACUAAUCGCAUUGGCUUUUGUGGCCCUUUUGGCAGUGGUUGUAUAUCGAAUGUCCAUGCUGGCAGCUCUUAAAGUGGGUGCUAGUCCCAUGACCACCUCUAGUGCCAUUGUGCUCGCCACUGCAUCGGCGGCCUUUGUGAAUUUGUGCCUGCUCUACAUACUUAAUUAUAUGUACAAUCACUUGGCAGAGUACCUAACUGAGUUGGAAAUGUGGCGUACACAAACCCAAUUCGAUGACUCUUUGACCCUUAAAAUCUAUCUGCUACAGUUUGUCAACUACUAUGCCUCUAUAUUCUACAUAGCUUUUUUCAAGGGUAAAUUCGUGGGCCAUCCUGGGCAGUACAAUAAACUAUUUGACUAUCGUCAGGAGGAGUGUUCUUCAGGCGGCUGUUUAACUGAGCUGUGCAUCCAGUUGGCCAUUAUAAUGGUGGGCAAGCAGGCCUUCAACACUAUCCUUGAGGUGUAUUUGCCAAUGUUCUGGCGCAAGGUUUUGGCUAUUCAGGUUGGUCUCUCGAGACUUUUUAACAACACCCCUAAUCCUGACAAGACUAAAGACGAGCGUUGGAUGCGAGAUUUCAAGCUGUUGGAUUGGGGUGCCCGAGGCUUGUUUCCUGAGUACUUGGAGAUGGUCUUACAAUACGGUUUUGUAACCAUAUUUGUGGCUGCAUUUCCGCUGGCGCCAUUCUUUGCCUUACUUAAUAAUAUAUUGGAAAUGCGUUUGGAUGCCAAGAAACUUCUGACCCACCAUAAACGGCCAGUGUCGCAGCGUGUACGAGAUAUUGGUGUAUGGUAUAGGAUUUUGGACUGCAUUGGCAAACUUAGUGUGAUUACAAAUGGAUUUAUCAUUGCCUUUACCUCUGACAUGAUCCCGCGUUUGGUGUAUCGCCAUUAUGUCAACAAGAAUGGCACUUUGGAUGGCUAUCUCCAGUUUACCUUAUCAGAGUUCAAAGUGGCUGAUUCACCAACCUUGAAUAGCUUAGCUGGAGAUCUCUCUAACAUAACCACGUGCAAAUACACGGAUUUCCGACUACCACCAUCGUCUCCGGAGAAAUACACUUUGAGCAGCAUGUUUUAUAUCAUUUUGGCCUGCAGAUUGGGAUUCGUUGUGGUUUUUGAAAACUUUGUGGCGCUGGUGAUGAUUCUAGUCCGUUGGUGUAUUCCGGACAUGAGUGUGGAGCUGCGGGAUCAAAUCCGACGUGAAGUCUAUGUGACCAAUGAGAUAAUCAUCGAUCAGGAGGCCCACCGUGCUCGUUUUGAGCGAGCUAAGCGAAGCAGUUCAGUGCUACAAACGCCAGUUGACCAAGACAUGGAUGCUGCCUCUAUUCAAGAGCCAAACGCCAAGUUCAUCAACAUUGAAAAGCUACUUACAGAAAAUCUCACCCAGAUCGAAAUGGAUGCGAUUAUACAUGGUGAAAAUCCGACCACAGGCAUCUCCGGUGCAGAUUGCUUGGACCAAGUGCACAAAAAUCUCGGUGACCAAGUCUAAAGUUCGUUCAACGUAAAUCAUUGUGUUAUGGAUGUUCCUUUCAGUCACUUAAUUAGGCCUUAGUUAAGACUCUUAUAUUGAAAUUGAUUUCAUUAUUGCAAUUGGUUUGCAAUUUGGUUACAAGCUUUACUCAUGCUUCAUUUGUUUUAUCAAAGCAAAGUAAAUGUUAUCUAGGUUAUCCUUUUUUAUGAUACACUCGUAUGAAUUGUAAAUGGCUCAUUCUUAUAUUAAUGCAACCCAGUGAGUGCCAAUCUGUAAAUGAGCACAAAUUAGUAUACUUUUAUAAACUAUUGAACAUCACGGAAUGUAAAAUGUAAUCUCCAAAGGACAACUCUCACUCAUGUUAAAUAACUCAGGCUCUCACAUGACUCGUACAUGAACAUUUAUUUUAGAUAGCGUAACAUAUACAUACAUACAAAUGUAUUUAUUGCAUUCAUUGAAUUGUAUAUUAUUGUUGAUAUACUGAAAUCUCUAUUUAAUGUUGAAUAUGAAAAAUAAACAAAUAGUCAAAUAUUGGUGUACGAGUAUACGAUUGAAA
This is a messenger RNA of Drosophila eugracilis, 4101 nucleotides long. RefSeq names its product anoctamin-1 (gene subdued). Gene Ontology annotation, cellular component: plasma membrane. Bases 270 to 3563 code for a protein of 1097 amino acids. The transcript is spliced from 15 exons. Gene Ontology annotation, biological process: chloride transmembrane transport. The record is from RefSeq and is a predicted model, not a curated record. Gene Ontology annotation, molecular function: protein dimerization activity; chloride channel activity. Lineage: Eukaryota; Metazoa; Arthropoda; Insecta; Diptera; Drosophilidae.